UCAAGCUUAACCAACUUGAUGACCAAGGUAAUUUUUACUAUAAAUAAAAUCAUAAUAUCUUCACAAAAGCACAUCUUACAAACAUACAACAACAAGUUAUUUCACAAUCAAAACUUUUUAGAUCAGAAGUAAGUGUCUCAAUAGUAUAUUGUAAUAAUAAAGUUCGUGGAUUUUGUUUCGGGACUGUGAAACCAUGAUUAUAUUUUGAGAUUCAAAAUUCGCAUAGAACUAUUACAUAUUACAAUGAUUUAUUAAAUUAAGAAAAGAGAUCAAAUUUCGGUUAUGUGAAUUCGUCUAUUUCCUUAUAGUUUUUUUAAUAUUUUUACAUCUAUUAUUAUCAUUUCUGUUUUUUUUUUCGUGAAUGUCAAUCAUGAUUUUUAUGGUUCUACAUAAGCAUGAAAGAUAAUUUAUUAUUUGAGUGUUAAAUUCUAAUAGAUUAAGGUUCCAAAAUUUUCAUUUUCGCAAUACUUUUUUUGUCGUGUGAAUCAUAUCAUCACAUUGUUUUAUUAUUGAAUACGAUUUACAAAGUCAAAUGUUUUUAGCUUUUCUGUACAACGUUCAGCUAACUAACAACAACAAGGGCUGACAUUCUUUUAUUCAUAAACAGUAUGAAUUAAACAAACGAAUUAUUCAGGAAACGAGCUUUUCAAAAAAAAAAAAUUUCUCUUUUUUGCUUUUCAAAUAUUAAAGCAACGAAUGUUUUUUUUGUUGGGUUAGCCGCAUUUUUUCUUCAUACAGUUGUAAACGUCAAGAAAAGAAAAGAAGCAAAAACCAAAUGGGAACUCCAGAGAAUACAAGAGAACCAUGUCCCGACCGGAUCUUAGAUGAUAUUGGCGAUGCGUUCGGCAUGGGUAUUGCCGGAGGAUCUGUCUUUCACUUCAUCAGAGGAAUCAACAACUCUCCCUCAGGCGCUCGUCUCUCCGGCGGCGCACAGUAUGUACGUAUGAACGCUCCUAAACUCGGAGGAAGCUUCGCCGUAUGGGGUGGUCUGUUCUCGACCAUGGACUGCGCCAUGGUGUACGCUAGACAGAAGGAAGAUCCAUGGAACUCCAUCUUUGCCGGCGCCGCCACCGGAGGCCUUUUAUCGCUGCGUCAAGGUUUCCGCGCGUCUGCUAGGGCGGUUUUGGUGGGAGGUGCGGUGUUAACUCUCUUACAAGGAGUACAGAUCGCUUUGGACAAACUCGCGAAUGCUGCGCAGCAGCACGAGCAGGCUUCCAUGAGUGAUGCGGCCUCCUUACCACCUGCUCAGGUUUAUGAGACUUCUUCUGCUCCGGAGGCAGGUUCGGGGUCUUGGUAUGGAGGUUUGUUUGGGAGUGGGAAGAAAGAGGAGUCUGAGGAUAAGUCAGGGAGCAAGACUCGGGUUCUUGAGAGCUGUGAUGCGCCUCCCGUCUCAACUUAGGAGCUUAACUAAUUUGUGUGGAAAAUAAAAUUGAGUAAACACAAAUUUCAUUGUGUGAGAUGGUAUUUAAGAGGAAACUGUGUAUGAUUUGUUUUUGUGUAAGGUCAAAAAAGUCAAAUCUCGAUUCCUUAGAUUCAUCUUUUUUCUUUUACUAUAUUUUUAAUAUACAGUACUUGUUAUAAUCUUUUUUAAUUGUUUGUUUCGUGAUUUUCAAUCAGAAUUUUAUAGUUAAAA
Brassica napus (rape) is the source of this 1633-nucleotide messenger RNA. Its product is annotated as mitochondrial import inner membrane translocase subunit TIM17-1-like. Gene Ontology annotation, biological process: protein import into mitochondrial matrix. Gene Ontology annotation, molecular function: transmembrane protein transporter activity. Lineage: Eukaryota; Viridiplantae; Streptophyta; Magnoliopsida; Brassicales; Brassicaceae. Gene Ontology annotation, cellular component: mitochondrial inner membrane; TIM23 mitochondrial import inner membrane translocase complex. The transcript has a single exon. The record is from RefSeq and is a predicted model, not a curated record. The coding region runs from base 776 to 1399 and encodes 207 amino acids.